Messenger RNA from Rotaria sp. Silwood2, 291 nucleotides. NCBI's taxonomy places the organism in Eukaryota, Metazoa, Rotifera, Eurotatoria, Philodinida, Philodinidae. The record is from the annotation of a GenBank genome assembly.
AUGCAAGGAACAUCAGGUAUGACGCAAUUACAACAAUCAAAUCAAGCUGUAGCCGUUGCAGCAGCUAAUGGACAAUUGAAUGGUGGUUGUUCAACAUUAUUUUUAACCGGCUUUCCUGAACAUGAUUUUAAGAAUAUGUCAUUUGCUUUUAAUCAACCGAAACAACAACAACAACAACAACCAGUGACUAUUGUUGAUUUAGUUGAGAAACAACAAUUAUUGCUUAAACGUUCUACGGAUGAAAAUUUAUCAACAUCGGAUAAAAACAUAAAACGUUUACGACAUCAAUAA